Messenger RNA from Pleuronectes platessa (European plaice), 4540 nucleotides. RefSeq names its product aryl hydrocarbon receptor nuclear translocator (gene arnt). The record is from RefSeq and is a predicted model, not a curated record. Lineage: Eukaryota; Metazoa; Chordata; Actinopteri; Pleuronectiformes; Pleuronectidae. Gene Ontology annotation, cellular component: cytoplasm; transcription regulator complex; nucleus. Gene Ontology annotation, molecular function: DNA-binding transcription factor activity, RNA polymerase II-specific; protein dimerization activity; RNA polymerase II cis-regulatory region sequence-specific DNA binding. Bases 334 to 2679 code for a protein of 781 amino acids. Gene Ontology annotation, biological process: regulation of transcription by RNA polymerase II. The transcript has 20 exons.
GCUGCUUAGUCCAAUCGAGAGGAGGAGAGAAAACAGUGUGGACAGCCUGUGGCUCCGUUGGCCCCUAACGCCAUCUUAACCAGCGAGAGGGCUUUAAACAGGGAGAAAGCGGGGGAGCCGGGACCGGGACCGGAGGAGAGGAUUCGCUACUACCCCCCGUGUUCUUCACCCUCGGGGCCCCUGUAACUGGUCGUGGUUCGCCGCAGUAAAGUCGCGAGAAAACCUGCGAGGAGGCUGGUUAGCCCGCGAGCAGCUAGCUGGCUAGCGCGGGGGAGGGGCGGGGGUGCUGAGGUCUCUUUUUUUUUACCCCCCCGCAGCUGAAGUUGUUUGUUUAUGUUCUUCCAGUCGGACAUGUCCUCUGCUGACCCAGAGUUACCAGACCCAGACCCAGAUCUGGGUAUGGGGGCAAGUGGGACCCAAGCAGGUGGCGGGGCUGUAGUGCCAAAAGGGACCAACAAGAGACCAGCUGCGCCAGACUUCGACGAUGACGACGGAAGCAAGUUGUUCAGGUGCGAUGAUGAAUCAGGUGGCAACGGCAAUGACAAAGAGCGCUUUGCCAGGGAGAACCACAGUGAGAUUGAGAGGCGGAGGCGGAACAAGAUGACCGCCUACAUCACAGAAUUGUCCGACAUGGUGCCCACGUGCAGCGCUCUGGCACGGAAACCAGACAAACUUACCAUCUUACGAAUGGCAGUGUCCCAUAUGAAAUCUCUGAGAGGAAGUGGCAAUACCAAUGCAGAUGGGUCGUACAAACCUUCCUUUCUCACUGACCAGGAACUGAAGCACCUCAUCCUGGAGGCAGCCGAUGGCUUCCUGUUCGUGGUGUCAUGUGAGACAGGCCGCAUUGUUUACGUCUCAGACUCUGUGACACCCGUUCUCAACCAGUCACAGUCUGAAUGGCUCGGCUCUUCCUUGUAUGAUCAGCUCCACCAAGAUGACACAGAAAAGCUCAGGGAGCAACUCUCCACUGCAGAGAAUAACAACACAGGGAGGAUGUUGGACUUAAAGACUGGAACAGUGAAGAAGGAAGGUCAGCCGUCAUCCGCAAGAAUGAGUAUGGGCGCCCGUCGCUCAUUCAUCUGCAGAAUGAGAUGUGGUUCAUGUCCAGUGGAACCAUUGUCCAUGAACAGACUGAAUUUCCUCCGGAAUAGAAACAGAAAUGGUUUGGGUGCAGCCAAGGAAGGGGAGCCCCAGUUUGUAGUGGUCCACUGUACAGGAUACAUCAAGUCUUGGCCCCCUGCAGGAGUAUCACUAACAGAUAAUGAAGCAGACAACACUCAGGGGAGUCGCUACUGUCUUGUUGCCAUUGGGAGAUUACAGGUGACUUGUUGUCCAGGUGACACAGACAUCAACAGUAUCAGUGUUCCAGUUGAGUUCAUCUCGCGCCAUAAUUGCCAGGGCAUCUUCACCUUUGUAGACCACCGCUGCAUGGCCACUGUCGGCUACCAGCCGCAGGAUUUGCUUGGUAAGCAUAUUUUGGAGUUUUCCCACCCUGAAGACCAGGGCUUACUGAGAGACAGCUUUCAACAGGUGUUAAAGCUGAAGGGUCAGGUUUUGUCAGUGAUGUUUCGGUUCCGCUCAAAAUCAAGAGAAUGGAUCUGGAUGAGAACGAGCUCCUUCACCUUCCAGAACCCCUUCUCAGAGGAGAUUGAGUAUAUCAUCUGUACCAAUGUCAACGUCAAUAGAAACUCGACUCAGGACCCCCUCACCCCAAUCUCCUCCCCAGGGGGCAUGCUGCCCCCUUCCCUGGGUCAGAGCAGCCCAAGCUGCCUUCCUGUUGUGCUCAGCCCGGGGCAGGUGGCCAUCAGGCAGUUCCAACAGCAGCAGCAGGCCGAGCUGGAGGGAGGCGGAGCCAGAGACGGGCUGUAUGAAGCGGGGCCGAUUGCCCUCUCACAGAUGCCAGUCCAGCCAGUACAGCCUGUCCCAGCUGCAGGUCCAGACCCAGGUAGGACCCUCGAGAAGCCAGAGCUCUACCCCUCCCUUUUCCAAGGCCCAGAUCAGACAAAGGGCAUGUCCUCCACCUCCACUCCCUCCGCACAGGUUUACCCUCAGGUCAACAACUUCAAUGCAGGACGGCCCAAUGAUGCUUACAGGCAAGUCAACAUGACUCCACAGAUGACACAGCCAGCUCACUCAGCAGGACAGAUGCUGGCUCAGAUGUCCCGUCAGAAUGGAGCCCCGCAGUCGGUUACCCCGUCCAGCACUGGAAGUCCCCUCCUUGGAGGACCAGUUGUAGGAUGGCCUGGAGCUGGACCCGGAGCUAGACCACAAUUUAAUAGCCAGGUGGCUCCCCAGGCAGCAAAGACCAUGUCUCCUCCGUUUGCUCCCAUGGGAGGAUUUGGAGGCGGCUCUUCAAACUCUUUUGGCCAGAUGCCUGCAGGUGCUGCUCCCACCCCCACAAGCGGGGCAGACUACCCACAAAUUAAUGCUCGUGCCAGCCUCAACACCAAUGGCUAUGACGGCUCUCAGUCGGGGGCACAGUUUCCUUCCAGAGCAGCGGAGGCAGUGUGGCCUCAGUGGCAAGGCCAGCAACAUUCGCAGAGUAACGUAGAGCAGCAUCCUCAUGCUCAGGGCAACCAGCAAGACAUGUUUCCUGAUGUGUUGUCCAUGCUGGACCAGCCUGCCAACUUCAACAGCGAUGACUUUGAGAUUCCAAUCUACCCUUCGUUUAAUGAGUGACUUGGUCGAUACAGUUCACACCUUUGUCCUAACAGUUCUUGCCCUUACACUCACUUUCGCUCUUCUCUACCUGUUUUCUUCCUGCUGCUGAGAGUAGCACUCUUCCCUUGCUUUGCAUGGCUUAAACUGUCCUGCCACGAGCCAGUUGAAUAUGAUGGGAUUUACCUGACUGUAGAUACAUGGGAGAGGACAAUCAAGGAUUUGCUACUGAUGAAAAGAAUAUUAUUGUAACAAUAAGACAGCCAUUCUAAGAGACAUCUCUAGCUAGCACUGCCCAAAGCUCAACAACCUAUAUUGUAGAUAUGUGAGAUAUAUAUAUAUAUAAAUAAAUACAUAUAUAAAAGCGCACAAUCACAAAUGCAUUUGAGUAGACUGCACAAUAACACACUCACAUUCUGGUAAACACAAAGAAAAAGCCUUGUAUUGUAAUAUAUUCCUGGUUUUCUCAGGCGUUGAUGAAGAGUGUAUUUUGCUGUGUUACCCUUUAGCACGUAGAUAAAUCACCCCAAUCGUUGAUUUAAACUCAGGAAAUUGCAGGGAUGUACAGCUUUGGUGAUUUAAAAGAAAAGAAUCUCAGCUGUCGCACGCAAACCACCACUGUCACUCGCAGUUUGAAAUCCACAGCAUAUCUCUGCAUGUCAGCACUGCUUUCAUGGAGCGCUUCUACAAGGUGUAGGUUUAUACGGAGUACAGUUUUCUAUGUACUUGGUGGCUUCACCUAUAACUUUUAAUUAUUUCAUUUUUCCUCUUAAGGAACAUUUAAGUUUUUUUAUUUUUCUUCAUUGAAUGAUGUACUUUAAUAACACAGACACAAGGUGUUACAGUGGUUGUAUACUGUUGGUCUAGGUGCCCGGUGGAAAUGUAUAAUCUAUUUUUCUUUGCCUACAUUUAUAUAUAUAUAUAUACAUAUAUAUACACUAUGCAUGUGUGUGUGUGUAUGUUUAAUGGAUGCGUACAGUAUCAUUAUCAAGUUUUAAUACAGUCAUAGGGUUUUCUGAAUUGCUUGACGUCUUUCUGUCAUCCUGCAUUAACCUGUACCGAGUAUGGGAUUUUGUACUUCUUUUGUAAAUCAUAAAAAAAGAAAGAAAUCACUGAGCAAUAAUUAACAAGCAGGAAGGAUGUACUUUUAAGCCAUUCUCUAUUGUUCUUAUAAAUGUUUUCCUACAUGUUAUUUUGAGAGAUGUGGUAGUCAUGUUUUAAUUUCCCUGUACAUUUUCCGUAGUACUUUGUUAUUUCAAAACUUUGAAUGAUAACUUGAAUUGUCCAUUACCAUCUUCUGAUUGGUAUCUAAUUAAAGGUUUGAUCAGGGUAUUCAGGAUUGAUAUGGAAUAAACGGAGAAGAUCUAAAAGUGAAAAUGUCCAAAAAGUGUUGAGUGUUUUGUCCUCAUGUUUGUCACUAACAUUUGGACGAGGACUGAAUCUUUGCCAACGAGAUCCGACCAGCUGUGUUAUACAAUCAAUUUUUGGUAACUGUAUUUUAGAAGAAUGUUGUGUGAUGAAAGAUGACUCAUUGAAACAUAUUUAAGUUUUAAUUUGUGAUAUUAGUUUAAAUUGGACCCUUUUUAUUACAGUUUUCUAUAGUUUGUGUGUAACACUUGCACACUUAAUGACAAAUCAUGUAACUGUAUGUAAACCCAUGUCCAUUAUUGUCCAGUUUUUAAUCUUCAAAAAUAUGUCGGUGACUGUGUCGUCUUUGUUGUUAAAAAUACUUUUUGGUCGCUCUGUAUCUGGGUUUCUUUUUUUUUUCUUUCAAAUAUGUGAACUUUUAUCACUCAUUAAACACAAAUAUAAAUAUACUGUAUAUGAAAUGUUAAAUGAGAGAAUGUUUGGUUUUUGUAAUAAAUUGCUAUAUUGUCAGAAA